Volvox carteri f. nagariensis is the source of this 909-nucleotide messenger RNA. RefSeq lists its product as uncharacterized. The transcript has 6 exons. Bases 1 to 909 code for a protein of 302 amino acids. The record is from RefSeq and is a predicted model, not a curated record. NCBI's taxonomy places the organism in Eukaryota, Viridiplantae, Chlorophyta, Chlorophyceae, Chlamydomonadales, Volvocaceae.
AUGGAGAUCCUUGCCAGGAGCACGUGCGAGAAGUUCUCCACCACCGUCAAGGCGACUCUCAACGGAGUGCCGACGAAAGUCGGCCCGUGGUUUGACUACCCCCAAACAGCCCCGCAGGGAACUGUUGUCUUAAAGCUGACCGAUCUGGGCCUGGGCAUUGACACCAAAGUCUCUGAAGAUCCUCCCCGGUAUCCACCACCAUCCCCUCCCUCACCGAUGCCUCCGUCGCCUCCCUCACCGAUGCCUCCGUCGCCUCCCUCGCCGAUGCCUCCGUCGCCUCCCUCGCCGGUGCCACCUUGCAAGCUCUUGUGCCCACUUGCAGCGGGUGCCGCCUCUGUGCCGCUCUUCAUUGGCGCUGAUAGCGGCCAAUGGCCUCUCGGCCCGGCUCCCAGCUGCCUCAACGGCUCUUUGGAAGUGCAGUGCGCUCCGCCUGUGGCGUCCAAGUGCCAUUGCGAGUCCAAGGUGUACUCGACCCCCUUCGUGGCCCAGAGGGAGAUCCGGACGCUCCCCGGUCGCACACGCGGCAUGAAGAUGUAUUGCUUCAACAUCACAGUCAGGGAGCCACUUGAACAAAACAGUCCCUGCGGCGACUCCAACGUGCUUUCCAAGGUCGAGUUCUGGGCGGAUGAUAACUUGCGCCGCAGCAUUGCGGCCAUUGGCCUCAAGCCCUCGGGCGCCACCACCAUGAGGUUCCUGUCCCCCAGCUGGGGCCCGGUAGGCGACGACAUUCUCAAGGUCAGCCCCAUCCGCUGGACCAAAGCCCAGGCAGAUGGCGGCAGGAUCUGUUUGGAGCUCAGUCGUGGUACCGACCUGAACAGCUUCUGUGUUGCUGGCAAUAACACGUGCUGGUUGUUCCUCUUCAACGAAAGCGGUAAAUGCUGCCCGUUGUACCGGACGACCCUACCCUAG